AUGUCUCUUUUUUCCUACGUGAGGCAAUUCAUAUUUUUUUUUUUCUACCCAAAUCAGUUUAUAUCUUUUUUUCAUAACCGAGUCAGUUCGUAUCAUUUUUUUCCUACCCGAGUCAUUUCAUAUCGCUUUUUUCCUACCCGAGUCAGUUCAUAUCUCUUUUUUUUCCGAUCUGAAUCAGUUCCUAACUCGUUGCUGGCCAUAUUCUUUUCACAUUUCAUUGCCUACCCGAUUCUUUUCACAUUUCAUUGCGUACCCGAUUCUUUUCACAUUUCAUUACCUACCCGAUUCUUUUCCCAUUUCAUUGCCUACCCGAUUCUUUUCACAUUUCAUUACCUACCCGAUUUUUUCACAUUUCAUUGCCUACCCGAUUCUUUUCACAUUUCAUUGCCUACCCGAUUCUUUUCACAUUUCAUUACCUACCUGAUUUUUCUCACAUUUCAUUGCCUACCUGAUUCUUUACACAUUUCAUUGCCUACCCGAUUCUUUUCCCAUUUCAUUGCCUACCUGAUUCUUUUCACAUAUCUUUGCCUACCUAAGCCUAUUCAUAUCUUUCUAUCUACAGUUGACUCUCUCCACAUCAUGCUGCUUACCCAGUUGAUUUCAUAA
Molecule: messenger RNA, 606 nt
Organism: Acanthosepion pharaonis
Lineage: Eukaryota; Metazoa; Mollusca; Cephalopoda; Sepiida; Sepiidae
Source: the annotation of a GenBank genome assembly